GCCCAUUUACUGUUCCGCACUAUGACGUCUGACUUGAAGGCACUGCGCGACAUUAUUUCGUCCUCAGUGGACAGCAUAGUUCGUGUAUGCGACAACACUGGGAGGGACUUCCCCUCUCUUGAUGAGCCCGUUAAUCCUUCAGAGUUCUCUCCGAAUGGAAUACGGAACGAUCCCACUGUCGCUCAGUCUAUUUCAUUUAUCGUCGCAGCGGCUUUGCAGCUUGUUGCAACUGUUCAGUCGCCGCCAAUCACUCUGGUUACAGCAUCCGUCCAGUCUGCUCUGCCAGCAGCCCUCAGUGUCGCGGAGGCGGGGAACAUUGCCGAGAUACUCCGAGAUGCAGGUCCAAAGGGUAUGCAUAUCAAAGAAAUAGCUAAGAAAAGCAAGAUGGAGGCCCGCAAGCUAUCACACGUACUUCGUUGCCUUGCAACGAACCACUGGUUCCGGGAAGUGAGCCCAGAUGUAUUUGCGAACAACUCGCUUUCUUCGCUUCUCGAUACCGGGAAGGAGAUUACUGAUGACUUCGGGGUAACGAAGUACGAGAAUACCCCAGGAAUGGCUGCGAUGCUUGGCGCGAUAUCCGAUUCACAGUUGACAACAUUUUCCGCCCUUCGAGAUGUCAUGACCGAUGAAAAAACGAAAUUCUCAGAAGAGCCAUGCGACAGUGCCUUUCAAAAGGCCCGUAACACAAACCUGUCUGUUUGGGAGUACCUCGAUCUACCCGAGAAUGAGGCCAUGCGAAAGAGGGCCGCAAUCGCGUUGGCUGGAUCUAACAAAAUGCAACCUCCUUCGACUAUUUUAUCAGGUUUUGAUUGGGGUAGUGUUCCAAAGGGAGGAGUAGUUGUCGAUGUCGGUGGAGGGUUGGGACAAGUCGCCUUGGAAAUUUCUAAAGCCUUCCCAGAGCUUCAAGUUGUUCUAGAGGACCGCCCGUCCAACGUAGAACAAGCGAAGCAGUUCUGGAGUGAGAAUCUUCCCUCAGCCGUUUCUAAUGGAACAGUGCAUUUUAUUGGUAUGGACUUCUUCGAAGCACAACCCAAGCUCCCAGGCGAUCCGAGCGUUUUCCUGUUGCGAAACAUAAUACACGACUGGUCCGAUCUCUAUUGCGUCAAACUUCUGCGACGCCUACGCGAAGCUGCAACUCCCACAACAAAACUUGUCAUAGUUGAUGCCGUCCUGGAAUAUGCGUGCGGUUCGGGGGAUAACAAGCCUCCAGCUCCUCUUCUUGGAAAUCUAGGUGGUGCGAACGUUCUUCCGUACAGUAUGGACUUGGCGAUGUUUGCUUCGCACAACGCUGGUGAACGCACGAAGAACGGCUUUGAAGAGAUCCUGUCCGCUUCUGGCUGGAAGCUUCAAGAGAUUCGCAAGCACCCAGUCAAUCCAAUGUUCAGGCCCAGCAUCAUAGCGGUCCCCAACUAAGGGAUGCCUCAAGGUCAAACAACUUUGCACGCACGUGCAGAGUAAAUUCACAUUCCUAGAUGAUUUACAUAAGUAAAAGACGUAUAGGAAAAUCACUUAACCCCAACUCAGAAUAGCGUUUUUAAACGCCUCUGUAUUAUUAUGAUAUACAUAUUUGCAGCGACUCGUCAACAGAAGCGAAUAAAAC
Molecule: messenger RNA, 1600 nt
Organism: Fomitiporia mediterranea MF3/22
Lineage: Eukaryota; Fungi; Basidiomycota; Agaricomycetes; Hymenochaetales; Hymenochaetaceae
Product: S-adenosyl-L-methionine-dependent methyltransferase
Exons: 10
Coding region: 22-1413 (463 amino acids)
Molecular function (GO): O-methyltransferase activity
Source: RefSeq, a predicted model, not a curated record